AUGCCGCGUCGCCUGCUCGCGACGGCCUUCACCGCCCCACCCGUUCUACGACCGCUUUCGCUGCGUCGCUACUGUGCAGGCCCCUUGAGCAGACGCGCAUAUUCACAUGCCGCCACACCUCGAUCCCCAUGCGAGCACGUUACCAUUCCAUGUCGGACAAACGGCCACAUCACCAUUGAUAUCUUCCAUGCAUCGACUCCAUCGUCUCCCAUUCUCCUCUAUCUGCCGCCGGGCCCUGUAGUGCCAGCUUGCCCUGAAGAAGAAGAGCGAGUCAUCUCCACACUACGUGAAUCGAGCAGUGCUACCAUUGCCCGCAUCAACUAUCGUGCAUCAUCAUUGCACCCAUACCCAACGCCUUGCCAUGAUGUUCUGGCAGGCUAUGACUGGAUCCGAGAAAAUCUGCUCCUCGACGAGUUCAAACGCCCAUACCUGGCGCGGCUCGGUGUCUGUGGACAGCUCGUUGGUGCCUCACUUGCAACCAUGCUGGCCUUGACCGAAUGCCGUCUCGGAGAAAGUCGUGUUGGUGCUGCGGCUGUGAACAACCCCAUCGUAGAUUGGGUUUUCCCCGAUCAUCUCCCAUUCAUCAAUGCCUCAGAGCUACCGGAACCAGCUGCACCAGAUGAGACCGCGUUUCCGGCCGAUGAGGACCUGGCAAGCUCAUGGGCUACACGCGAGAAGGAGCAAAAGGCACCAAAGGCGGUUCGUAAACCUAGGAAACGAACGCCAAAGCCACCACCUUUGACAGCGUGGCAUGCCCAAAGCGCGAAUACCACUCUACCUGUAUUGACCCUCUCUGGGGAGCGCGAUAUGCUGUUCCGCAAGCCAGAGGACUGCUUUGAUCGCUUCGCGUCUCCUAUUCAUUUCUUUCGCUCUCCGCAUGCACAGCUCAUCUUUCCACAGCAAGAACAUCUGACGGCGUCAGAACAGCCUGAUGAGGUACUCGACAUGGAGACUCAGAUGCAUCUCAAUCACUACGCUGCUCUCGAUAACAAAGCCAAGGACAAAGCCAAGGUGGUGCAAGUAUUGCCCACCUUGGCUCGGUGCCGUUCGUAUGCUCGCAACUAUCCCCCAGCCGGCACAAAACUGAGCUUGCCAGUCUGGAACAUCACCUCUGGCUUACAAAGCCCUCUUUCCGACCAGGCAACAGAGCUAGCAAAGAUGAUCAGACGAAGCAUUGCCCGCCAGACUCUCAAGACGCGCGCGGGUCGGACACGAUGGCAUGAUGCAACGGAGAAAAGGCAGUACGAGGAGUUUGCACAGAAAAGGGUAGAACUGAAUACAUUUAAAGGGACAGGUCUAUGGACUGAGCAAGAAAAUAACCCGAAUUGGAAGGCAAAUGUAGAAGAAGUGGGCGACUGGAUGAAACAACGUUUAGAUGUCGGCUUUUCUUAA
This is a messenger RNA of Cucurbitaria berberidis CBS 394.84, 1392 nucleotides long. RefSeq lists its product as uncharacterized. The transcript has 2 exons. The coding region runs from base 1 to 1392 and encodes 463 amino acids. Gene Ontology annotation, molecular function: hydrolase activity. The record is from RefSeq and is a predicted model, not a curated record. Lineage: Eukaryota; Fungi; Ascomycota; Dothideomycetes; Pleosporales; Cucurbitariaceae.